Asterias rubens (European starfish) is the source of this 1123-nucleotide messenger RNA. Its product is annotated as protein OPI10 homolog. Gene Ontology annotation, molecular function: Hsp70 protein binding; nuclear import signal receptor activity. The transcript has 3 exons. Gene Ontology annotation, biological process: protein import into nucleus. Bases 469 to 987 code for a protein of 172 amino acids. Lineage: Eukaryota; Metazoa; Echinodermata; Asteroidea; Forcipulatida; Asteriidae. Gene Ontology annotation, cellular component: cytosol; nucleus. The record is from RefSeq and is a predicted model, not a curated record.
UGGUACGGGACCUUUGGACUCCGUCGCGUUGCAUGCAACGGAGGAGUCCAACCUGGGCUAUAUAAAGUACAAUGCUCUCUUGUCUGAGUUGUUGGCCAUUGGAAUAACUUAUCAAAAUGAUAUUUGGUUGUGUUGACGGAGUGGACGACACCAAACGAGUUGACGGCAAGUAGCAGUAGGAUUGCGAGUGUAAAGUCAGGUUCAUACUUCCUGCAAAUGCGAAUGCAAUUAUGCGAUAGAACAAAUGGUGCCGAUUUCACAUGGCUGUUUAGCACUUGGCAAACUGAUGUGAACUAUUCCUUGCGAAUUUGGGGUGCAAAAUUAACAACGCAUUCACAUUCGCUUUCGCAGGAAGAAGUAUGAACCAGGCUUUACACUCGCAAUCAUCUCUUAACUAUUCUCACCCAUUCUAUACUCAGGUCCAGACGGACAUUCAAAGGUUUAUGACUCGCACGUCAUCCUCUAACAAUGACAAUGCGGCUAGCAUCAACCACAUCGUUGUCUUUCUACAGAGACCUCGGAGUGAGGGAGACCCCGAUCUGUUCCCCAUCCCCAACACUAAACUCGCAAUCAGAUCAAUUGUGGUUUUACCCUUUACACCGAUAUGUCCAGACGGACAUGCAACAGAUAGACGACACUCAUGUCCUCUUCAACAUUUUCAAUGCGGCUACCAUCAACCACAUCGUUGUCUUUCUGACCGGAACCGGAGCGUUUCCAGAGGGAAUGGGCGGGGCCAUCUACUUCAGUUGGCCGUCACCGGAGGGCGAAAUGGUCUGGAUGUUUCUCGGUUUCAUCACCAACGAAAAGCCAAGUGCCAUUUUUAAAGUAGUCGGCUUGAAGAAAGACGUCGACUUUGACCAGCUUCUCAGAGUUCUCCAUGAAGAUGUUGGAGAACUUCUACAACUACGCCUCGUGGUUCGGAAUCAACCAGUCGCAGAUGACACCCCAGCCAAAUGUCAGCUGGAUCCCCAUGACGGUCCUAGAUAAAUGGUUUCAGAACUUCAAGAAAAAAAUGGCGCAGGAUCAGAACUUUUGGAGGAAGUAACUGUACUUGUGUCAUUUUUGUAUUUUAACAAUUUUAAGAUUUGGGUACUAUUUGUAACACAAAACAUAAUGUCCACAG